Messenger RNA from Fusarium subglutinans, 2361 nucleotides. RefSeq names its product SMP2. The transcript has 3 exons. Lineage: Eukaryota; Fungi; Ascomycota; Sordariomycetes; Hypocreales; Nectriaceae. The record is from RefSeq and is a predicted model, not a curated record. Gene Ontology annotation, molecular function: phosphatidate phosphatase activity. The coding region runs from base 1 to 2361 and encodes 786 amino acids. Gene Ontology annotation, cellular component: nucleus. Gene Ontology annotation, biological process: fatty acid catabolic process; triglyceride biosynthetic process.
AUGCAAUACGUGCGCGGCCUCAGCGAGUCCGUCUCGACAGCCUGGAAUUCAAUCAACCCUGCGACUCUCAGUGGUGCUAUCGAUGUCAUUGUCGUCGAACACGAAGAUGGCUCUCUGGUCUGCUCGCCGUUCCAUGUCCGAUUCGGAAAGUUCUCUCUCCUAAGGCCGUCGGACAAGAAGGUCGAAUUCAAGGUCAAUGGCGUCAAACAAAGCUAUUCCAUGAAACUCGGCGAAGGCGGCGAGGCCUUCUUCGUCUUCGAGACCACAGACAGGAUCCCACAGUCGCUACAGACAUCACCGCUCGUUUCUCCUGCUUCUAGUCCUGCGAGCAGUCCACCGCUCAACCCGGAGCAGUCAGAAUCUGGUUUGCAGGAGCCAGAAGCGUUCGAGCUCGACGCUUCAGAGCCCAGGCUGCGACGACCACUCCCGUCUGUGCUCUACAAGAAGGAUGAUGGCAACGGCUUGAUCACACCACUGUCGACUUCUCCAGAGUUAUCCAGCGCCCGCCCAGCGUCCGGCGACUGGUCUUCAAGGGUGCCCCGGCCACAUAGUGACGAUAUUCUCCGUGCCAGUGCUAGAAGCCGAGGUCUAGACGGGAAUAGUUCCGCCGAUGACGAUGAGCAUGUUGCUUCUGAACGGUCCUCUAGUCCUCCGCCUCUGGCACCGGGUGAGGCUCUUGAACGUGCCAGGGCCUUGUCUAAGGGACUCUCUGCCGCAAGCAUACCCACAAAGGUCACAGACAGCGGUGAUUUGAUGCUGGACAUGAAUGGGUUCAAGGGAAACGAGGAGGACAUUCUCCGGGCUGAGAUUUUGGCUCGCCAGAUUCUUUCCGAAGAGUUGGAUGGAAACUAUGACAUCGGCGCACUCAUUGGCUUCGACGAACAGGGAAACCUAUGGAUCUACAGCAGUGAGGAGGCCAAGCAGGCUGCUAUGAACAAGACUAUCGAGGCGUCGUUGCAGUCGCACCGUAGGGCUACCGCAGCCGAUGCUAUUUCUGAUCCCGGUUAUCAGAGUGACAGUAGCGAUGCAACUGCUUCUCCCAUUCCAUUACAUCGAAGAGCCGAGUCCGACGCUGGCCCCAUGGAUUUGCAAACUCCUCCCCGCACUCCGCCGAGCUCUUCGGGCCACGCAGGAGAUCCCAACAGAAAUUACGCCAAGACCUUGCGAUUGACUAGUCAGCAGCUCAAGGAUCUGAAGCUUCAGCCAGGCGCGAACUCGAUGGCUUUCACUGUCAACCGAGCUACCUGCAAAGCAAACAUGUACCUCUGGAAGCAUGAGACGCCUGUUGUUAUCUCAGACAUUGACGGUACUAUUACCAAGUCGGAUGCCCUCGGCCACGUGUUGAACAUGAUUGGACGCGACUGGACUCACUCAGGCGUGGCUAAAUUGUACAGUGAUAUUUCCGCCAAUGGUUAUAACAUCAUGUACCUUACCAGUCGAUCUGUUGGACAAUCUGAUACUACAAGAGCCUACCUGGCGGGUAUCGUUCAGGAUGGCUACAGGAUGCCGCCCGGUCCUACAAUACUGUCGCCCGAUAGAACCAUGGCUGCACUGAGGCGAGAGGUCUACCUUCGCAAACCCCACAUCUUCAAGAUGGCAACUCUUCGGGACAUUCGAAACUUAUACGGCCCAGACCGUCAUCCCUUUUAUGCCGGCUACGGAAAUCGUUUGACCGAUCAAAUCUCCUACCGGACCGUCGACGUCCCUCGAAAUCGCAUUUUCACCAUCAAUUCCAACUCUGAAGUGUCCCUUGAUCUGCUGACACUCAACAAGCUCAAGAUGAGCUACGUGAAUAUUAACGAAGUCGUUGACCAUUACUUCCCUCCCGUGAGCACACUGGUAAAAGGUGGCGGCGAGGAGUACACGGAUUUCACGUAUUGGAGAGAUGAUCCUCUUGCCAUGGCCGACUUUUCAGCAAGCGAGAGUGACGAUGACGAUGAUGAGGACGGCCCAGGAGGACCCACCAGCGAGUAUGGUGAUGAUGAAGAGGAAUAUGACGAUGAGGAUGGCGAAAUUGAUGAAGAUGUGGACGAGAUCGGUGAAGGACUUGCCGAUAGUUACAUCUCUCGAGCAUCUAUGGAUGAGUUUGCCGAAGCUGCAAGUGUUUUGGGCGGUAGCGUCGACGAAGAGCAACUCAAGGCGUCUAUGACACGCGACUUGAAAGAAGCUUACGACGAGGAGGAUGAAGAUGAGAUAUACGAAGAUGGCGAGGAAGGCCAUCAAGACGAACACAAGGGCGACGGAACCUCUGAUGCUACUCCUAUUGGACAAAGGCGUCAAGGUCAGCUUAAGGAGGACGUUCUCGCCCAACACAUAACAGGGGCCACCGAGGCUGUUGCUGCUGCUCCCAACAUGCAAUAA